This is a messenger RNA of Olea europaea var. sylvestris, 3031 nucleotides long. RefSeq names its product putative late blight resistance protein homolog R1A-3. The transcript has 2 exons. The record is from RefSeq and is a predicted model, not a curated record. Bases 78 to 2966 code for a protein of 962 amino acids. Gene Ontology annotation, molecular function: ADP binding. Lineage: Eukaryota; Viridiplantae; Streptophyta; Magnoliopsida; Lamiales; Oleaceae. Gene Ontology annotation, biological process: defense response to other organism.
UACAUUUAUGUGAAAACACUCGUUCUCAUUAAUCUCUCUCUCUGCCCAAACCAACAAUAUUCAACCAACAAUACUUGAUGGGUCUCUCUUACCGAAAUCUGUCACUUGUAGUCACAAGCUCAGAUCUUCUUUCCCAUCUGCAAGAUUUAGAGCUCGAUGGAGGAGAAAAAGUUGUUAGCUUUCAAUGGCUUGGGCCACACUUUUUGGCUAUUCUCGAAUAUGCAACAAAACUGUACGAUCGUCGAGACUCAGGGUAUUAUGAUGUUGAUCCAGAAAUAGGGUCAAUACCGCAGUCCAACAACAGAUUUUGGGAGCCGUUGGAGCUUCUUGAUGAUUCGGCCUGCGCUUGCAUCUUACAUGGAGAGACUGAAGAUUACAAAAACUUUUUAGAAAUCAUUCUCUCUUUCAUGCCAGAGCUUAAGAACUUCUUCACGAUGCAAAACUCGCUUUACCUCCUUCAAUUUUCUUCUGAGGAUCUCCCUUGGGACGUAGAGAGAAUUUUUGUGGGGUCUUAUGCAUCAGUUAUAUGGGCAGAUUCCAUCGAGUUUCUUAUUGAAACUAUUGGAAUUUUGCUUAGUUGCCAAAGGCUUUCCAAUGUUCUUGUGAGUAAUCAAGUCAGUGUUCUUCUGAAGGAACUGAAAUUUCUGUCCACUUUUAUUCUUGAUACAUUCGAAUGCGUUGGAGACGGAGAACAGAACCUGCAUAUAUUGCAAGAUAUUGAUGAUGUUUUUAUGGAAGUAAGGCUUUUCUUGCAAUCUUUCUUUUUCACAACAGACACUGUUACUGCGAGAAAAAUGGAUCGGGCAGUUUUUGUUCUGUUAAGAAGGAUUGAGAUUGUGAAAGUGAAGAUCAAAGAUCGUUGGGUUGCAUUCUCAACGAAUCUUGGAAUUGGAAGCCUACAAGUUGAAGAAAGUCCAAUUGAAGUAUCAUCAUCCCAAGAUAAAAGCAUUCCCAUCGUAGAAGAGACGCCGGUGGGCCUUGAGGAGAUGACAACACGAAUUGCAAGCAAGCUUCUUGGAGGACCAGAAUACCGCCAGAUUAUUUCAAUUGCUGGAAUGCCUGGACUUGGGAAGACUACUUUAGCAAAGAAAAUAUACGUACUUUCCAAUGUUCGGCACUAUUUUGAUAAGCUUUCUUGGUGUGUUGUUUCUCAAACUUAUAAUAAGAGAAAGCUGUUGAUAGACAUUUUGAGCUCCUUAAGUGACCUUAACAGAGACUACAUUUCAGAAAUAGAAGAUGAAGGAAAGUUGGCCGAACGUCUUUACAAAAGUUUAAAGGGUAGAAGAUACCUCAUUGUUAUGGAUGAUUUAUGGGAUACAAAUGCAUGGGAUGAUUUGAAAAGCCUAUUUCCAGAGGAUAGAAAUGGAAGCAGAAUAUUGUUUACCGGUCGGCUGAAAAAUGUGGCAUUGGAAAUUUCACAUGUUAUCAUUGAACCUCCUCUCUUGUCAACAGAUGAAAGUUGGGAUUUAUUAAAGAAGAAUGUGUUCAAGAAAGAACGUUGCCCUCAGGAACUGCAAGAUAUUGGAAUGCAAAUUGCAAAAAAUUGUCAUGGACUCCCGCUUUCAGUCGUUACGAUAGCUGGAGUUCUUUCGAAUAUGGAGAAGCAAGCAAGCUCAUGGCAACGAGUUGCAAAAGAAUUAAGUGCUUUUAUUUCCCAAAAAGCUGAUGACUACAUUCCCUCAUUGGAACUUAGUUUCUGGCAUUUACCAAAGCACUUGAAGCCUUGUUUCCUCUAUCUUAGUGCAUUCCAGGAAGACGAGGAAAUUCCAGUUGGAAAGCUAUUAUUACUAUGGAUAGCUGAAGAUUUCAUAGAGAGAAGGGAGCAAAAGAGCCUAGAAGAUGUAGCAGAGGAGUACCUAACUGACCUAAUUAAUAGGAGCCUGCUGCAAGUUGCCAAAAGAAGAAGUGACAAUGGAGUAAAAGCAUGUACUCUUCACGAUCUAAUACUCGACAUGUGCAGGAAAAUAGCUGUAGAAGAUGAAGGAUUUCUGUUUCAACAUCAAUUUUUGAUAUCUAAGAAUCGUCAUCGCUUGUGCAUGGAUCGGUCUCUUCAUCUCACCAAUGCCUUAUCCACUCUUUACAAUCCAGAAAAAGUUAGGAUCUUUUAUUCAGAUUCAGUACCCGGUAGUAGCGUUGUUACUGAGCUGGGAAUCAAAAUUAUGCCUGAUUUGAGGUGUUUGAAUAUUUCAUCAUUAAAGUCAUCAAUAAGCAGACUCCAAAACCUAGAGUUUCUUGUUGUGAGACACUGUUAUGCAGAAAUACCAGCAUACCUUCCCUGUAUGCCUAAGUUGAGACAUCUAUGUAUUGGACGAGGAUCUCACCCUGCACGAUUCAGUACGGAAUGUGAUAACUCCCGAAUAAAUAGCCUACAAACUCUUUUUUACGUUGAUUUGGAAGAUGAAGAAAUCUUAAGAUGCUCACCAAAUCUUCGUGAGCUUAAAUGCACAUCUCCAGACAAUCGUUGCCCUGAUCUCAACUUUCUUCCUCGGCUUGAAUCACUAACAAUGACUUGGAGAGGUAUAUUCAAAGGUGAUUAUUCAGUUGUUAACUUUCCUAGGAAUAUCAAAAAGCUAACUCUUUCUAAAUUCGGUUUGCCUUGGGAAAAAAUGUCAUUAAUUGGGACAUUGCCCAACUUGGAGAUUUUGAAAUUACAAGAAACUUUUGAGGGGGAAAUUUGGGACACCAAAGAUGACGAAUUCCAAAAACUCAAAUUCCUUCAAUUAUAUCGCCUGGAGCUCAAACAAUGGAAUUCGUCGCACAAUCAUUUUCCUGUACUCGAACGAUUGGUGUUGCGAGAUUGCAUAGAUUUGGAGGAGAUUCCUUUUGAAUUUAGUUACAUUUCAACAAUACAGGAGAUUAAGGUACUUUAUUGUGGCAAAAAAGUCGAAACUUCAGCUUGGGAAAUUCGUCGAGAACAACUAGAUUAUGGUAAUACAAUGUUUGAUGUGACCAUCCAAAGCAUUUGAUUGUGAAGACAACCUCGUUCUACAGGUUUUGAUUAUAAUAGUUUUUCAAUUGAUAUCUUGUGUUA